CGCGUCCUACGAGUAUAAUAAAAUAAAUUUAAAAAAAUUUAAGAGAAGAGAUUAUAAACAGUUUGCAAAAUAAAAAUUGUACUUCCUUCGUUUCGGUUGUGUUCAUUGUGCUUUAUAAUUUGUCGAAUAAAGACAGCAGUGAAAACAUGAGCAUGUUCAAGAGAUAUCAGAGUAAAGUGUUCUGGGAGCAAAUGGCUUUGCACGAUCUGCAGAACGAUCGUUCACAUCACAUUUUUAAGGAAAGCCUCCGCGAAAACGAGAACGAAGAAGAAGAGAAUUCCACCAGUAAAUCGGAAAACGAUACGAUCGAUGGUGCAAAUAUUACCGCGAUACGUGUCAGCAAUAAGAGCGAUGAGAGUCCAAAACAGGACGUGUGUCAAAUAUCGUUGACACACGAAGAAAGUAUUGUACAUCAUAGAAUGGCAGAAAUGGACGGACAGGAGGAGCGCAAAAUUACUGGAAACAGAUCCUGUAGCCCUUUAAGCCAAGAUUUCAGAAGCCAAGAUUCUGGAUUCUCCGAUUCCGAAAGAUCAGACUGCUCAGAAGCAUAUGAAAACGUGACCCCACGGCGGAAAUUGAGAAGAAGAACGAGGCGACAGAGGAGGAUGCAGUCGAAGGGAAUUGCCUCGUCGUGGUUAGAGGAGGGAUCUCCCUCGAUGCCAAAGCACACGUCCACGCCGAAGCAUUCCAGGACAUUCGUGAAAGAUCGUUUCAAGCAAUCCGCGAGGAGUCUAUCACGGGGAGAAAGGAUCAAAGAGGAGCGGAGCGAUGCGUCAAAAGUAUCCGUUUCACUGGACGACGAAUGUUUGGGAGAUUUUCUUUACGCAUCCGAACCGCCGGAGGAUAGCGUUCAGCUGUCUUCGAUAACGAAAUCGUUUAGCACAGACUCCGCGGCAGACGCGAUCGCUGCCGGCAAGGAGGUGCUGAAUUCCAGAAAUUAUCGUCAAUCGUCGUCCAUGAGAGCGUGGUUGACCGAUCUCGCUAUGGAGACCGAAAACGAAUGCAGCAGUACACUGCAGAGCAAGAAUAUUCCGCGAAGCAGGAUGGCGUUUUCCGGCGGGAUUCACGCGCGAGAUCUCAAAAUGUUGUCCUCUGCAGCUGCCGCUGCGAGCAAGCUCCUAGUCAGUGCAAAACGUUUCGAGCAACAUUAUCACAGCAUCGUCGAGAAGAUAACACGGUUGGAAGGCGGCAAGUCUGAAAUGGAGCUGCUUCGCAGCAUAGAGGAGGCCGCUUUCUCGAUCCUUUCUCAGUUAGGGGCACCUCCUCCUCGCAGGAUUCAGCAAGGUAGUCUGAGGAGCAUACUCGCGCAGUUGCAAAGUAUGAAGACAUACGUCGACGGCACUAUCGACACGCGUUUAGACUUCUACAUCGAGAAAAUAGUCCGCGGUCUGGAAGAGACUCCACGGCAAGACGACAGCGUAGCUAGAGGAGCUCUAGCGGCCCUUUCGGCUUUAGGAUCAUCGAAUCUUCGCGCAGAAAGCAGCAUAGCCCGAUGUUCCGGUAUAAGGGCUCUCCUGACGUGUCUUAUCGACGGCGAUCGAGCGCCUUCAAACGACCUCGUCGCUAUCACAUUACGCGUUCUAGCCAGCAUAUGCAAUUCCGCGACAGCGAUCGAGUACUUUGCUCGAGACGGCGGUCCCGAGAUUUUGAGUGAUCUCCUAAACAUAGAAUCCUCUUCCGAAAGGGAAAAGACUGAAGCUACCGCCUUAAUAGUGCAGAUCACGGCACCAUGGACCGACGCGCGGGGUCUGCCAUGUCUCGAGCCUUUCGCGAAUUCUUUAAUUCCGGCGUUGAACCGAUUAAUCGAGGGCACUGAUUGCGUUCAAACAUUGCUGCUAGCCGCCGCGGCGCUAAAUCACUUGUCCAAGUCGAGGCUAUGCGCCGAGAUCAUACUGCAGCAGGACAGUGUGAGGAAACUCUUGCGAAGCGUGAAGAAAUCUGUCGGCAAUAACGUCUGUUUGAUGGAACAGGUCGCCGCACUAAUUGGCGAAUUGGCGCGCGUUCCAGAAGGUCGGUCGCAUCUGGCUGGAGCGCGAGCCUCCGUGGCGCUGGUCUCCUUUCUCCGUAUGAGACCACCGGGUUUGGAGGACGCAUACCAAAAGCUGGAGAUUACCGCGGCGGCCGCGCUGACCAGACUCUGCGUGGAACCGGAAAUUGCGAGGCAAGUGAUCGCAGUCGGUGGCGGAGAUUGUAUGACAGGAUCAUGCAGAAUCAUCAACAACAUCCCAGCAAAGGAGGAGGAGGAGGUGCAGGUCGGAGCAGGUUUCUUAAAAUACACCAGGUCGUUGAGACGAGCGUGUAAGAAGGCCGCACAGCAAAUCAGAAUUGCAAAGGCAAAGGAUCACAGCACGCUGGACUGAGGAAAAAGGUCUGGAAAAAGGAAAAU
Messenger RNA from Formica exsecta, 2386 nucleotides. It is a transcript of the gene insc, whose product is annotated as protein inscuteable homolog. Gene Ontology annotation, cellular component: apical cortex. The transcript has 5 exons. Gene Ontology annotation, biological process: apical protein localization; asymmetric cell division; regulation of asymmetric cell division. The record is from RefSeq and is a predicted model, not a curated record. Bases 147 to 2360 code for a protein of 737 amino acids. Lineage: Eukaryota; Metazoa; Arthropoda; Insecta; Hymenoptera; Formicidae. Gene Ontology annotation, molecular function: cytoskeletal adaptor activity.